Molecule: messenger RNA, 5029 nt
Organism: Solea solea (common sole)
Lineage: Eukaryota; Metazoa; Chordata; Actinopteri; Pleuronectiformes; Soleidae
Gene: nol4la
Product: nucleolar protein 4-like a
Exons: 11
Coding region: 377-2431 (684 amino acids)
Source: RefSeq, a predicted model, not a curated record
UUACGCACAGGUGGGAGAUGCCCGCUCAGCAUAGGACAGCCCCCCUCUCUGCUCCUCAGCGGAUGAUGUGAGGAAGUGACAUUUUUUUUCUCACCGCUGCGGUUCGGGACAGCACUGGCUCUCUCUCUGCAAACAGGUGUGCUGCUGCUGCUGCUGCUGCUGUCCGGGUCACUUCUGCUGAGAAUCCACGGGGAGCACAGCGUCCCAGAACCUGAAACCAAGCCCUCCAGGACGCGGGACAGCGGUGGACCAGAGAGGAGGAACAUCGACCCGUUCAAGUGUGUUCUUUAUUAGCCAGGGCUGUUUGAACGGGUUCAGACAGACAGAGAGAGAGGGAGCGCGAGAGAGAGCAAGAGAGAGAGAGAGAGAGAGAGAGAUGGCAACGAAAAAGGCGUGCGUGGAUGUCUCAAAAAGGAGCCGGAGUCCGGUCGUGUUGGAGGCGGAGAUGUUCAGUGAAUUUCAGGACUGGUGUCUCCGGACUUAUGGAGACUCCGGUAAAACAAAGACGGUAACCCGGCGAAAAUACAAUAAAAUCAUGCAGACACUGUUGCAGAACGACGAGUCGGACGGCGUCUACGUCGACAACAGCCACAUCAACGCCAAAUUCAAAUUUUGGGUGAAGUCCAAAGGAUUUCAGGUCGGGACCAACGUUCUGGGAGAGCACAACAAGAAAGGGGCUCCAGGGAAACCCGUCCUAUAUGUACCGGUCAAGUCAACGUGUUCGGAUGGGAAUUCGGCCCAAGACAACUCCUCCCUGAAGCGUGUAGCUGUGGUUGAAGACUUCUUUGACAUCAUCUAUGCCAUGCAUGUGGAGAUGGGUGCCGACCCCGGCAGAGCACCCAAACACGCAGGCCAAAAGAAGACCUACAAAGCGAUAGCUGAGACCUACGCCUUCCUGCCCAGAGAGGCGGUGACGCGGUUCCUAAUGAGCUGUGGAGAGUGUCAGAAGAGGAUGCACAUCAACCCCAGCACUGCAGAGUUCAAAGAAAAUGACAGACCAACUUCUUUGGCCCCAGACCUCAUUGAUUACAAUAUGCCACUUACUGCCACCUACCUGAAACAAAUGAAACUGCAGUGCAUGACAACCACAGAAAGGGAUGACAGUUCGGAGAGCAGCGAGGAAAUGAACACCACUGAACCCACGUGGGUCGCAGCCGAGCAGCCCCCAGUGCCUGAGCCCAGUCCACCUAACGGAGAGCGAGUCAGCAACACAACAGCUGCCAUUAAAGAAGAGGACGAUGACGACUCCUCGGAAAGCGGCAGUGCCAACGGGUUGCCGGCCCUGACCUCGCCGGAGGUACUGGCCGCCAGUGGGAACCCCCCAGAUGGCGGGGCCCCUUAUGGGGAGGUGACGGAGAACGGCUUGAGCGCUCCCCUGGACUUCAGCGCCACCUCGUCCUCGUCGUCCUCAGAGGAUCAGCAGCCGGUCAAUCUGAGUGACAGACUGUUGCCUGUGGGAAGCUCGCUGUCCAACACCUACCCUGCAGACACAAACAGGAAGUACCCCAUCAAAACAGAGUACGCCAACAAGUCGCCUCCUUACAGCUCAGGAAGCUAUGACUCUGUGAAAACUGAACUGAGCAUGAGUGUGGAGGACUUGACCUCUGCUCGGGCGCAGAUAAUCGAUGAAGAUGAUGAUGAUCAUGACGACCACGAUGACAGCGACAAGAUUAAUGAUGCUGAGGGUAUGGACCCGGAGAGACUUAAAGCCUUCAAUAUGUUUGUGCGUCUGUUUGUGGAUGAGAAUCUGGACCGCAUGGUGCCCAUCUCCAAACAGCCCAAGGAGAAGAUCCAGGCCAUUAUCGAAUCCUGUAGCCGUCAGUUCCCAGAGUUCCAGGAGCGCUCCCGCAAGCGCAUCCGCACCUACCUCAAAUCCUGUCGCCGUAUGAAAAAAGGAGGUUUUGAGAUACGACCAACACCUCCUCACCUCACCUCUGCCAUGGCUGAGAACAUCCUUGCUGCCGCCUGCGAGAGUGAGACCAGAAACGCUGCCAAGAGGAUGCGGCUCGAUGUCUACCAGGCGACGGAUGAGCCAGUGUCUGUUGACAAGGCCAACUCGAAGGACCCAACCUCCGUGUCCCAGACAGCGUUUUGUAUUUCCAGCGCAGCUUUUGCCCAGGACCAGCUCUACACCAACGGAGGCCUCAACUACAACCUGCGAGGAUAUGGGACAGUCGCCAGCAACCAGCAGAACUCUGGAGCUGCACAAACCAACGGUCCCACAGAUCUGAGUAUGAAGUCCGUCUGCCCAAACUCCACCUCCAGCGCCAACAGUCACGGUCAGGGAGGUGGUGGCGGGGGAGCGUCAGCUCAGCUCAGCCCUCCAGAGGUCACAGCAGUGAGACAGCUUAUCGCUGGGUACCGGGAGUCUGCGGCCUUCCUCCUGCGCUCAGCAGAUGAGCUGGAAAACCUGAUCCUGCAGCAGAACUGAGUCUGAACCAAACCGUGCCAACACCCUCUCCUUUAGCCUGUCCAUCCCUGUCGCCCUCAGUCACACAUACUUGGGCAGACUUUCAUUAUACAAAGACACAAAUAUACCCACGUGAUACUGCAGUGCUACAGUGAUACUGUAGGUAUGGCACCUUUACUUUUCUCCCUCAUGUUUAUUAUGUAUUUGGACAGGCCAGAACAUAUCACAGGCUGAAAAAUGUUUAUUUAUGCAUUUGGUUCACUUUGACCUUAGUGCCCUCUUCUCUGUAGCCAUUCAUUCCAUUCAUUUUCCUUUUACCACCUCAACCUCCAUUUGUCUCAGGAAGUGAAGAUCUAUGUGAAAAAAAAGGUAAAAAAAAAUCAAAUCAGCAUUGGUGUACAAGGAAGUAGCAGAGGUGUGCGGUUAGCUGUGUCCAUAACGCCACGCUGGCUCAUUUGUGUAGAUUUCUGGACAAAUUAAUAUUGAAAAUAGCAGUGAUUUGGUGUCAGUAUCUUGUCUCUGUUUUUGACACAAAUGUAAAAUAUCCUGUGCAGUGGCAUGAUUUGGUCCUGUCUUCUGAAUCAAGUCUUUUUUAUAACAUCGGUAACUCAAAAUUCAUCUCUUGUCAUGGAAAAAUUUGCUUAGUCGAAGUCGCUGCUAAAUCCACUGUCUUGUGAGCCUUAAUGGAUUCUUGUGUCUGUACCUCAGUUGUGUGGAUCGCGUUCCAGAUUUGUAGGCAUGCGGUUACUGAGAGUCAAAGUCUCGUUGCCCAGUGUGAUCUGAUAUUCAGUUAUAUUUAUUUGAAACACGGACAUCAUUUGUCGACUAUUUGUCACUGAUAAAAAAAAAAAUGUGGGAUUUUUUAAGACACCUUGAUAUGCAAAUCGAGGUCACAGACUUCUGUCAGGGACGAGCAGGAGAUGACUUUAAAAAGUGGAUAAAAAAAAAGAAAAGGUGCAAUAUUGAAGAUAAUCAGUUACGUGUGUCUGCUUACUGGAAUGACAAGGCAUUUUGAAGGCGUUUUAACCCAAACCCUCCGUCUGCUGUAAUUGUCAAGUUGUUAAAAAAAAAGAAAUAAUAUCCCAUGCAGCAUUGUAGCCUCUUUCAAUGUUGUUGUUUAUUGUGGACGCCGAUCUUUAUCGCUAACCUCAUAACUGAGGCACUUGGAUCAGUCGCCUGUGGAGUGACGUUAAAAGGAAAUGGGACCUGGCAGAAAAAUGAGACUUAAUGUUGCACGUCUUUCUUUCUUUCUUUCUUUUUUUUAACUUUAAAGUGACUUUUGUGAAGGUUGUUGUGCAAGUGUUAAAAGUGCACACAGAGCUCACACGCAUCCAUGGCAUGAAGGCAUAUAACGUCCAUGUGGCUUUUGCGGGAAGCAGUGUGAGUCGGUGUGGGCUGCUCAGAUAAAAGAAACUCUACUGUCUGUCUGUCUGUCCAUUGGUCCAUCAGUCCACCUUUAUUGUCCCCUCUGUGUCAAACCGUCUCCCUCUCUCCCAUCUCCACUGUUCUCAUUGACCUUGUGUCUGAAAUCACACUGUUUCAAAAAGAAAAAAAAGAAGCAAGAGACAAUCUUUGAAAAAGAUGUAAGCGCAUCACAGUUUACUCGCCCGGCUUUCUGCUUUUGUGACUGAGUGUGUGUGUGUUUAUGUACUGUAUAUAUAUGUGUGUGUGUGUGUGUGUGGACUGAGGGCACACAAAGAGUACUCAAAGCAAAUCUAGAGCACAGUCUCACAACAGACAUUUUUAAGGGUGAGUCACUCGGCACAAAAAAAACACUUGUGUAAGUGUGUGUUUCUGUGUGUGUGUGUGUGUGUGUGUGUGUGUGUGUGUGUGUGUGUGGGGUAUUAUCUUUUUUUUGUUUUGUUGUAAGCUUUGGUAUUGUCAGUAUCAGUAUGUCGAUUGUCCCCUUUGUGUGUACGUGGAGUGACACUGUUUUUACAACAUCAGUCUGCGAUGAUUUGAUUCAGUCGGCUGAAACAUUCCAAACAAGGACAAUGACUCUUCGAGCGGCCACCAGCGGCUCGCACCUUAUGGAUUUGUCAAAGUUUAGAGAGAUAUAUUUCUGUAUUUAUUUUCACAAAUCUAUCAUAUUUUAUCACAAGUCAGUUUUUAUUUCAGAGUCGCCCGCCGCCAUAGGACCAGGCUGCUCUCACGUCAGAGUUAGAUUCAUCCUUCAAAAUAACCAUUUUACAUUUUUAUUACCACAUGUCAAGAUUGGGCUGCAUUUAUGUUUAAAUUCUCUUAUCUAUUGCAAGUUUGGAAGCACUUUAUAGCUCAGGACUAAGGUAACAUAACAUAGUGAUGUAAGUUUGUCUUUACCUCAUUUUGGAACAUCAGCUUCAAAGGAAAAAACUUAUUUUAGAUUAUUACAACUUUCAGCACGACUCCAUUCUUCUUUGACUGGUGCUCAUCGGUUUGCAUGGUCCAUGUGAGGGAUGUUAUCAUGAAGGAGACCCAGACAAACCAGGUUUUUACUGAGAAAGCCUUUCCUUUCCUUAUCCUUUACCUCAGGAUUUUAGCAGGAUGAAGCUGGUCUGGAGCAAACGUCUAGUUUUAUUUAAUGAGGUUGACCUCAUACAUAAAGUCAAAGUGUGGAGAAAAGGAUGUGUAGGGAGUGUU